Molecule: messenger RNA, 2566 nt
Organism: Tupaia belangeri chinensis (Chinese tree shrew)
Lineage: Eukaryota; Metazoa; Chordata; Mammalia; Scandentia; Tupaiidae
Gene: SAMHD1
Product: SAM and HD domain containing deoxynucleoside triphosphate triphosphohydrolase 1
Exons: 16
Coding region: 178-2061 (627 amino acids)
Biological process (GO): defense response to virus; dGTP catabolic process; regulation of innate immune response
Cellular component (GO): nucleus
Molecular function (GO): protein binding; dGTPase activity
Source: RefSeq, a predicted model, not a curated record
CAGGCUGGAGCCGCCGGACCGCCAGAGCCCUAGGGUGUAGCGGUCAGUGCGCUUGCGCAGGAGGCCAGUCGGCUGGUAAAGCCGGUCGACGCGGCCGGGGCCGGGCUGUCAGUGCGCCUGCGCGAGGGCUGGGCGCUGUGGUUCUUGACUGUGCAGCGCGGAGCGCCGGGUGUAGCCAUGCCGCGAGAGGACCCGGAGCAGCCCACCAAGCGGCCCCGGUGCGAUGACAGCCCUAGAACCCCACCGAGCACUCCUUCCUCAGCAGUGCACAGGUCCACGGGCCCAGAACAGCACCCUGACUAUAAGACCUGGGGCCCGGAGCAGGUGUGCGCCUUCCUACAGCGCAUUGGCUUCAAAGAACCCAGGCUGCUGGAAAACUUCCGAGAAAAUAAAAUCACAGGUUCAUUACUGCCCUUUCUCGAUGAAUCUCUUCUUGAAAAUCUUGGAGUAAGUUCGUUGGGGGAGAGGAAGAAGCUGCUUAACUAUACCCAACAACUGACCCAAAUUCCCAUUGAUACAAUAAAGGUAAUCAAUGAUCCCAUUCAUGGCCACAUUGAGUUUCACCCUCUUCUCAUCCGAAUCAUUGACACACCUCAAUUUCAGCGACUCCGAUACGUUAAACAGUUGGGAGGAGGUUACUAUGUUUUCCCAGGAGCCUCACACAACCGAUUUGAGCAUAGUCUAGGGGUAGGGUAUCUAGCAGGAUGUCUGGUUCGUGAACUACGUGAAAAACAACCAGAGCUGCAGAUAAGUGAGCGAGAUUUACUCUGCGUUCAGAUUGCUGGGCUUUGUCACGAUCUUGGUCAUGGCCCAUUUUCUCAUAUGUUUGAUGGAAGAUUUAUUCCACGUGCUCGCCCAGAGAUUACAUGGAAGCAUGAACAGGGCUCAGUUCAGAUGUUUGAGCAUCUAGUUAAUUCUAAUGGACUCAGUGCUGUCAUGGAACAAUAUGGUCUUGUCCCUGAAGAAGAUAUUUGCUUUAUCAAGGAACAAAUUACAGGACCACUUGAUUCACCCAUCAAAGGUUCUUUGUGGCCAUAUAAGGGACGUCCUAAAGAGAAAAGCUUCCUUUAUGAGAUAGUGGCAAAUAAAAGAAAUGGCAUUGAUGUGGACAAGUGGGAUUAUUUUGCCAGGGACUGCCACCACCUCGGGAUCCAAAAUAAUUUUGAUUAUAAGCGCUUUAUUAAGUUUGCUCGUGUCUGUGAAGUAGAGAAUAAGAAGCACAUUUGUACUAGAGAUAAGGAGGUUGGAAAUCUUUAUGACAUGUUCCACACACGCAACUCUUUACAUCGAAGAGCUUAUCAGCACAAAGUUGGUAACAUCAUUGAUAAAAUGAUUACAGAUGCUUUCCUCAAAGCAGACCCCUACAUAGAGAUUAUAGGUUCUGAAGGGAAAAAAUAUCACAUUUCUACAGCAAUUGAUGACAUGGAAGCCUUCACUAAACUGACAGAUAACAUUUUUCUGGAGAUUUUACACUCUACUGAUCCCAGAUUGGAUGCAGCACGAGAGAUUCUAAAAAAUAUUGAAUACCGUAAUCUCUACAAGUAUGUGGGUGAGACCCAGCCAGUAUAUCAACAAAAGAUUGAAAGGGAUAUCUUUGAAGACUUCCCAAAGGAGAUUGCUGAUGCCAAACCGACUGAAGUAUUUCUAGAAGUUGAACUGACGGCUGAAGAUUUUAUAGUGGAUGUUAUCAACAUGGAUUAUGGAAUGGAAGAUAAGAACCCAAUUGAUCACGUUCACUUCUAUUGUAAGAGUGAUCCUACCAAGGCAAUCAGGAUUACUAAAUCUCAGGUUUCACAGCUUCUGCCAGAGAGAUUUGCAGAGCAGCUGAUUCGAGUAUAUUGUAAGAAGACGGACAGAAAGAGUUUAUUUGCUGCACAUCAACAUUUCGUUCAAUGGUGUUUAGACAGAGAGUUCACCAAGCCACAGGAUGGCGAUGUUGUAGCCCCACUUAUAACACCUCGAAAGAAUAACAGAGAUUCAGCCCAGACUCCAGCUCGAACCCGUGAAGCAAAAAAGUCCAGAAAAAAUCCAGUCCAGCUUUUUGCAGACACCUCAGAGUGACUGUCUGUAAUGGUGGUUACAAUUAAUUGUGCCCUCCCCCAGUACAAUUAAUUUAGGAAAUGGAAUCAGAGCAUUCCACCAAUUUAGUGACAACUAGUGAUUUUUAUUUUAUAUUUUAAAUGUACAUAGUGCUAAAGCUAGACAGUUUUUAUUUUCAAAGAAACAAAAAGUGUUAGGCAAAUUUUUCUAUACAUGCUAUGAAAAGCAUUACCUUACCUAUUUUUAAUGUUAAUCAAAUUCUCCUUUAGCAACCUGGGUUUUUUAGAAUGACAACUCUAUUAUCUACUCUGACCUCUUAUGACAGAUGAUUGUUUUUUAUCAUUAUUUUUUUAAUUUAGAAAUGAGACAAAGGUAUAAAUUAGAAUUAGAAAUUGAAAUUGUCAGAGCCAGCAGGUGAUGUGGUAGUUAAAGUGCUAGACUCCCACAUGGCUGACUGCAGUUCGAGUCCAGGACCUGGUGGCUUAAAAGUCAGUCUGGGCAUGUGUACGUGGAUACGCAAAAUUCU